CCCUAAGUAAUUAUUAAAUUAGGAUUUUUCAUUUUCUCGCUGUGUUUUCAGAGAGAGAAAAGUAGGGCGAAAGAAAGUCCAACAAACAACUCUUAUUAUUAUUAUUAUUAUUAGAAACCCAAUAUUGUUGUUUUCGUUACAGUUUCAAUAGAACCGGAGGUGAUCAAAAGCUUUCAAAUUCAGGAAUUAGGGUUUUCAAACGGAAUUGGUUGGCUAGGGUUUUGUUAAAAAAGACCUUUACUUUAAUCUUUAAUCUUGGUUUUAUUUGGGGGGUGGGUAUUGGGAUUUGAUGCGAAGCACAGGUUGGAUUGGGGGUUUGUGAGUUUUGAGGGUGCGCUCAAUGGGGAGCACUGGUGAGGCUGACCGAAAACGGCGUCACUUUAACUCUAUACCGCCCACUGCUGUUGCCUCGAAGAAGCAACCAUUCUUGCCAAUUUCUGAGGAGAAAAAGCUUGAUGCUGCAGUUCUACAAUUUCAGAAUCAAAAGCUUGUACAAAAGUUAGAGGCACAGAAAGUUGAGUGUUCUACCCUUGAGAAUAAGUUCCUUCAACUGAAAGAGAAACAAAAGUCAUAUGAUUCUACAUUGAAAGCGGUGAAUAAAUCUUGGGAAGCACUGAUUACAGACUUGGAAUCAAGGUCCAUCCACACAAGAAAAUCUAGUGGACAGGAUGUUGGACAUACUCCAAAUGUGAAAGACGGGCCUCCAUCCUAUACUGAGAAUGCUUUUCUUAGCCGACUUAUGGAGACAGGUGCGACUGAAAGUUCCUCUUCCAAUAAUUGCACAGAGCAGAUUAAAGAAGAUAGAGAACAUACCGUUUCUGCAAAGUCUGGGAACAUUUUAAACAAUAUAAUAGUUGCCAUUGAUGACCUGUGGUGCCUGAAGGAUGGGUUAUAUGCUGCAGUUCGGAAGGAGCUUCAGAAUGAUGGCUCAUGCGGGCAGCUGGCAGAACUAGAAUCAGAAGUUAAGAAUUUGAGAUUCGCAAUAGCUGAUGUUCAUUUGAAUCACAGAUCUUUGGCAAGGGAAUUGCAGAGCCAUAGAGAUAUUGAUGCGAAAAAUAAAGCUGAGCUUAAACGUCUGAAAGGUGAAUUGGAGAGUGCAGUUGCGGAACUGCAGGAAAGUAACUGCAAAUUGGCAACUCUUAAAGCAGAGAGAGAUGCAACAAAAGGGGCAUUUUUUCCUGUCUUAAACCUUGGCAGUAAGCAUGUUUCUGGUGACAAAGUCAAAGAUAAGCAUAUAGAUCUGCAUGAAAUGGAGUCUGCCCUUAAGGAACUGUUGGAACAAGCUUCUUCCCGACUGACAGAGCUAAAAGGUCUUCAUGAAGAAAGAAUUCAAAUAUUACAGCGGUUAUCAAAUUUGCAGAACGCAUUGAAGAGUGUAAAGUGUAUUUCUUCUUCCAAAGUGUACCUUUUGGUGAGAGAUCAACUAGAAAAAUCCAAGUCAGAAGUUUUCCUCCAUCAAGAUUUAUUUGAGAAACUACAGGUUGAGAAAGAUAACCUGGCUUGGAGAGAAAAGGAGUUGAGCAUAAAGAAUGAUAUAGCUGAUGUUUUUCAGAGAUCAUUGGCAGUUGCUAAUUCUAGAGCUUCUCAUCUUGGGGCAGAGAUACAGCGACAAGUUGAUGAAAGAAAGAGGAUUGAAGCUAAGCUGGAAGAGGCAUCUAGAGAACCAGGAAGAACGGAAAUAAUUGCAGACUUUAAAAGCUUGCUUUCUUCAUUUCCCGAGGCAAUGAGUUCGAUGCAGAGCCAAUUAGGGAAGUACAAAGAGGCUGCUGUGGAUAUUCAUUCUCUCCGGGCUGACGUGCUAUCUCUUUCCAGCAUUCUCGAUAGGAAGGCCAAAGAGAUAGAGAAUUUAUCUGUCAGAUCUACUGACCAAGUUACUCAGAUGCAUAAGUUGCAAGCCAUGGUACAGGAUUUGAAGGACAGUGAUGGGGAAUUGAAAUUGAUAUUGGAGAUGUAUAGACGUGAGUUCACUGAUUCAAGCUAUAUUUUGGAAGCAAGAGAUUCAGAAUUCAAGGCAUGGGCUCAUGUUCAAAGUUUGAAAUCCUGCCUUGAUGAGCAUAAUUUGGAAUUACGUGUUAAGACAGCUAAUGAAGCUGAAGCGAUAUCCCAGCAAAAGUUGGCUGCUGCCGAAGCUGAAAUUGCUGAGUUGCGACACAAAUUGGAGGCUUCUAAGAGGGAUAAAUCUAGGCUUACUGAUUCUUUAAAAGCCAAAAUUGAAGAAAAUGAGGCUUACUUAUCUGAAAUAGAGUCAAUUGGACAGGCAUAUGAUGAUAUGCAAACUCAAAACCAGCAGCUAUUGCAGCAAAUUACUGAAAGAGAUGACUAUAACAUCAAGCUUGUUUUGGAAGGUUUGAGGGCAAAACAGCUUCAGGACACUCUACUCUUGGAGAAGCAUAACAUGGAGAAAGAGAUUCAGCAAGCCAGCACAUCCCUUGAUUUUUAUAAUAUGAAAGCUGCAAGAAUCGAGGAUCAGCUGAGGUUUUGCUCAGACCAGGUUCAGAAACUUGGAGAAGAAAGAUUUCAAAAGUCAGUUUCAUUGGAAAAUACGCAAAAGCGAUUGUCAGAUAUGAGAAGAUCCUCUCAUCAAGCAAAGGAGUCACUGGAGGACUCGCAAUUGAAGAUUGAGAAAAGUCGAGCGGCAUUAGUGGAGUUGCAGAUUGAAAUAGAGAGAGAAAGGUUUAAAAAGAAAAGACUUGAGGAAGAAUUGGAAGUAGCGAGAAGAAAGGUUGUACAUCUUCGAGCGAAGACAGAAGGGAACUUGAUGGUUGAAAGGCUUCAACAAGAACUUAGAGAGUACAGAGAAAUACUGAAGUGCAGUAUCUGUCUUGACAGACCAAAAGAGGUUGUUAUUACAAAAUGCUACCAUCUCUUCUGCAACCCUUGUGUGCAUAAAAUCACCGAAAGUCGUCACCGCAAGUGUCCGGUUUGUGCUGCAAGCUUUGGUGCCAAUGAUGUUAAACCUGUUUAUAUCUGAUUUAGGAGCUCUCAUCAGAACUGGUUAUCCAUGAGAUUCGACCCACAUCUCACAUCCUUGCACUGUCACCACACAUAUGAACACUCACAGGUUCCAUGUAUUGUUGUUUUAGAGUUGUUAGAAAAGAAUCUAGACUGGAACUAGAGGUUUCCUAUCCGUUUGGUCAGUGCAGAUCCUCACAACAUUUGCUUGUUUGGUUCCAAGUUGAUUGGACUUAAUUCUACAGUAUUUUAUGAUGUUUGCCUCUUCAUUUAACUGCCUGGAGCCACUGGAAUCUUUCAAGUUACUGUUUGCAGAUUAUUCAGAAUUGAUCAAAUUCUGUAUUCUGCUGAAACCUUUUGGAGCAUUACUGAAAAGUUUUUGGGCUGCACAGAUUUUAGUAGAACAUUUUAGUAUUAUUUGUUUUCUUUUCAUUUUUUCUUUAUAUAUAUAUUAAUGGUAGUUUAUGACAGUUACAUGUUGAAGGAAAAUAGUCUUCUAUUUCUUUUAUUUAUUGUGGAGGAAGAUUAUAGUUAUAGUAGCCAUUAUAAGGCCUUACUUUUGAAAUUAACGAGUUUGAUUUUGCUUGUGUUUCUCUAGGUAGGGGACUAAUGAGAAUGAAUGAAUCAUGAGACUUACUGUUGUAUUCGUCUCAUGUUUAUAUAUAUAUAUAUUGCUGUGCCGUAAUUGUAUUCAAAAUAUUCUAUAUUUAUAUAAAUUUUGAUAUGUUGGCAAUUCAAA
Gossypium raimondii (Peruvian cotton) is the source of this 3691-nucleotide messenger RNA. RefSeq names its product E3 ubiquitin-protein ligase BRE1-like 1. The transcript is spliced from 19 exons. NCBI's taxonomy places the organism in Eukaryota, Viridiplantae, Streptophyta, Magnoliopsida, Malvales, Malvaceae. The record is from RefSeq and is a predicted model, not a curated record. Gene Ontology annotation, molecular function: ubiquitin protein ligase activity; metal ion binding. Bases 341 to 2971 code for a protein of 876 amino acids. Gene Ontology annotation, cellular component: HULC complex; nucleus.